AUAAUUACAACAAUCAUUUAAAAUAUCCAAGUGCGCCAGAUUUAUUAAUUAUUUGAUAAAAUAAUAAUAAAAUAUCCGCCCCUGAACCCCUUGUUUUGCCAUAUAUGGCAGAGAGGGGCGGGGAUAACAUUUACCCGCACGUGCUUUCAUUCGUUAGCGACUGAACUGUUGACCCUGAAUUCGAUACCAAAUUCUGGUCCUGCUGUGUUCAGGUCCAGACGACGGUGUUACGGUUUAAGAUCCCGGUUACAAGAGAGAAAACCAGGCUGGAACGCGGGUUAAACCAGGCGUCUCUUUUACUACAAUGAGCAGCUUGAUGAACGAGCUGAACGCCACUGAGCAAUGCAGACCCACCUCCCCUGACUCUGAGAAGCCCCCGCCAACAGACCCCUGCACUCAGACAGCACAUGAUGUCCCUGAAUUCUACACGGAGGUCUCUGUUCCGAAUGCGCCCUCUACUGACUUCAGUGUGUUCAGCAUCAGUGUCCCUCCCCAUCAGGACAUGAGCUCAGCCGCAGCGUUGGAUCCUUUCAACCACAGCAGGAUCCAGCCCCCCCUCAGUCAGCUGACCUAUGCAGAGAGUCUGAAGCCCCAGCUGGGCCAGUAUCAGGUCCUCACAGGCCCUACUCCUGGUCCAUCAGACAGCAGCUCAGCUGCAGCGAUGUGGAUUUCUGAAGGAACUUAUCUCUCCGGCAUGAUGGUUGAUUACCACCAGCAUGUGGAUGUGGACAGCCAGUGGAUUGAGCGUGGUCUGGUUGAAACCUCUUCUCACAUCACACAUCAGGUGCUGUGUGGUGAUGGAAGAGGGGUUCAGCUUCCUCCCUCCCAGCUGGGGUAUUGGACUCUGAUGCCAAAUGAUGGAGCAUCUGCAAGGAAAGGAGAUCACAACAUAUUGGAAACUUCUCACCAGCUUCAGCUGGCAUCUUCUCGGGAUGAGGGCGGAGUUCAAACCGCUGACGGACGAUCUGCUGCCUCGGUGCACAGAGCCGUCAGACCCCAGUGUGAUUCCAGACCCAGAAAAGCCUGCCACUGCACCAGGUCCCGCUGCCUCAAACUGUACUGCGACUGUUUCUCCAGCGGCGUGAUGUGCAGCAGCUGCAACUGCAUGAACUGCCACAACAACGUAGAAAACGAAAGCCAGCGUCAUGAGGCCAUCAAGUUGUGUUUAGAUCGGAACCCCAGCGCCUUCAGGUCAAAAAGUGCUGCUCGGAAGUUUGCAGAAUCCAGAGGUUGGCAUAGCAAAGGCUGCAGCUGCAGACACUCCGGCUGCCUGAAGAAGUACUGCGACUGUUACGAGGCCAACAUCAAGUGCACAUCCAGCUGUAGGUGUGUUGGCUGCUGUAACUAUGACAACCUCGGUCGUGCAGCAGAACUGGCCUCUGCGGUCACGGUGGAGACGGUGUGCCAGUCUCUGCUGGCUCAGGCUCGUCAUGCUGAGCGCAGAUCCCUGAGUGCAGCUGCAGCAGAGCACCUCAUCUUGGAGCAGUUUGGACAUCACUUGGCUCAGAUUGUCAAGAAACUGUAAAACCAUCUGCAUCUACAUGGAAACACACCUGAAGACCCUUUACUACAUAUCAGUGCUUUAGCAGAAACUCUGUUCUUUUAGGUUUCUAGUAAAAGGAGCUGGUCUUCAUUUGUUAUUCUUUCCAUUGCACAGAACAAAAGUUCUGCUUUGAAACAGUUGAAAUGAGAAAUACUGUAAAAUUCUAUUUAUUUCCAAUGUAUUUAUUGUACUUCAGCUAGUGUGUGCAGCCUUGUAACAUUGAUGAUGUCAUUGUGUUUAAUAAACGUGUAUUUAUGCUGUUCA
This is a messenger RNA of Oryzias melastigma (Indian medaka), 1807 nucleotides long. It is a transcript of the gene tesmin, whose product is annotated as testis expressed metallothionein like protein. The record is from RefSeq and is a predicted model, not a curated record. Gene Ontology annotation, cellular component: nucleus. The transcript has 13 exons. Gene Ontology annotation, biological process: regulation of DNA-templated transcription. The coding region runs from base 305 to 1525 and encodes 406 amino acids. Lineage: Eukaryota; Metazoa; Chordata; Actinopteri; Beloniformes; Adrianichthyidae.